Messenger RNA from Myzus persicae (green peach aphid), 390 nucleotides. RefSeq lists its product as uncharacterized. The record is from RefSeq and is a predicted model, not a curated record. The transcript has a single exon. Lineage: Eukaryota; Metazoa; Arthropoda; Insecta; Hemiptera; Aphididae. Bases 1 to 390 code for a protein of 129 amino acids.
AUGAUCGAUUUUGAACAAGCAUUAUUUGGUGCAUAUAUUGAUGUUUUUACAAACACUAAAAGUAGAGGCUGUUUUUUGCACUUUGGGCAGUGUUUAUGGCGAAAAAUACAGACUAUUUCUGAUAUUUGUGAAAAAUAUAUUUCAGAUGCAGAUUUUGCUUUAAACAUAAAGCAAUUAAUGGCAUUAGCUUUCAUCCCAGUACCUGAUGUCGUAGAUACAUUUGACGAAUUAAUGUCACAAAGUUUUUUUGUAGACGAAGAGCUUUUGCGUCCACUAACUGAUUACUUUGAAGAUACGUGGAUUGGUAGACCAACAAGACAAAGAUUCCGUUGGCCACCUACAUUUAGUCUAGAUUUAUGGAACCAAUAUGACGCGACACUUGAAGGAUAA